CACAGUGUGUUGAUGAGUUAGAGCUCUCUUGUCCUCCACAAACCCUGUCACUACAUUAUAUCAUAAAGAUGCGUGCUGGAACAGAACAGUGGCUCUUGCACCCUCACCACUGUUCGUGCUAGGGCAGGAAACUUUGAAGGCUAAGUGCUUUUUAAGAUAGAAAAUUAUCAUGAUACCUACAGCAUAAAAACUGUCUAAUCUUGCAACUCUUAUUCAUGUGAGUGAUCCCACCAACCAGUGUUGCUAUUGUCAUGAGAUAGAAGCUGUAGAAUCAUGACCAUAUCUGCCGCCGACAAAUCAUGUGAUAUGCAAUGACGACUGGCAAAAUUUGCUGAAUACUAUUCAACCACGCUGCAUAUCAAAGUUAGUGCCUGUUAGUGGGUACUGUGUUGCUGUAGGGACCAUCUUUCAAAUAGACACAAAACUGAAGCCCUGACCACUUGUGGUGAGUAAAAAUCCUAUAGCCCUUUUCAUGAGAUUUAUCUGGUUUCCAUAUUAUCAGCAAAUAAAGAAUUUGUUACUAGAAUUUUAGUUAAUUUUGAUUACUAUGAUGUCAGAAUACAAUUUGCUGUUCCUUGGCUGUGUUGGCUCUAUAGAGCAUAUAGAGUAAAACAUAUUCAUUGGACUAGUUAGCAAAAUAUGGAUAUCUGUAGUAGGGAACACUCAAAUUGAUUGAAAAAAUGACACAAAGUUUUUAGUAAACAUUUCUGGGUGCUUUUGGCUAAAAGUCAAAACUGCCUGUACGUGGAUGAUUUAAUAGGAAUUUAUUUAAUCAAACAUUGGUGUGAUCUGUCAACAAAUUCCAUUUAUAAUGCAUGUCAGCCAGUGAGUACGAGGGAAUAUACCUUGGGAUGCAGUCUGAACUAUUUAGCUCUUGUUCUGUCAAGCCACUUACUACAUUGCUAGAUCUCUCCCUUGACCUGCAGCUUCUGUGUUGGUUACAUUGUUGACUAGAUUGUGGUCGGGCCUAAAGUGAGGUGAUGAGAAGAGGAUACAAUGAUCGUUCCUUUUGGGAUCUUGUGCUCCCAGUGCAAAAGGGGGAAGGGUGCACAGUACCAAAACUAGCACUGGAGAACUCAAAGGGGGCCAUACCAAGUCUCCAAACGCUGUGCCCUUACAAAGGGCAUUGCAGUUCCUACCUUGGUAAGUUCUCCAGCAGGGCCACUCACUGGGUAGGAGCCUUUCGCAUUGUUAUCCAACACAGCAUUCUCUUGUAAAAGCCAUUUUUGCUUUUGAUAGCACUGCUCUGUUUAGGGUGACUAUGGAAAUAAAGGGAAGAGAGGGAGUAAGGGAUCAGACUGUGUACAGACCUUUCAAGUAGCAGGCAGUGCCCCUGCAAGUGAUCAAUAGCUCAGAACGUAGUGAAACCUAAUAAACUCUUUACAGAAGAACCUCAGAGUUACGAACCCCAGAGUUACGAACUGACCGGUCAAUCAAAUUCCUCACUCGGAACUGAAAGUAAGCAAUCAGACAGCAGCAGAGACCAAAAAAAAGAAAACAGUACAGUGCAGUCAAUGCUCUGCUGUAAACUUUUGAAAGAACCAUAUCAUUUUGUUCAGUUACAAACAAUCUCCAUUCCCGAGGUGUUCGUCACUCUGAGGUUCUACUGUACUAAGUGGUGCAGCAGAAAAAGACUCUCAGUGACUUUCCCAGAGUGUCCGGAGUGUCUAGGGUGCAGUUCCUGUGACUCUGACUAAAGUACACCGUGGUCGAUAGCACCAACUGAUUAAGGUGAUUGAGGUCACCAACGGACAAGAUGAGCCUGUACUGAGGAAGAGAAGUCUAGUUAAUGAGUAAUUACAGGAAGUAACAAAGGUUUAUAGAAACAACACAGCCUCCAACAUCAGAGAGAGUUUUUAAGUGGAGACCAAGGCUAACGCAGACAUCCUUACCCCAUCCCCACCCCCCAAAACACACACCCUUCUCCAACGGCAACAGCAUGAAAAAUAAGAACAGCCAAGGAGCACAAGAAUGUCCCGCCAGAUGUCCAGAUAACAGCGCAUUUAAACAACAGAAACUGCCAGCCUGGAAGCCCAAGCUCGCAGCUCCGACUGUCCUCUCCAGCUUCUUUACCAUUGGACUCUUCUGCCUCCUCAUGGGAAUCUGCCUAAUAUUGUAUGCAAGAAGUGUCAAAGAAAUCCAGAUUAACUAUUCAGACAUAUGUUUGAAUUGUUCAAAACUGCGUGAAAACUCCUCUAACUGGGAUAAAGAAUGCAACUGUACUGUGCACUUCACACUGCAGGAAAAUAUGCUGGGUAAUGUUUUUAUGUACUAUCGUCUGCAAAACUUUUAUCAGAACCACCGUCGGUAUGUCCUCUCCAGAAGUGAUGCACAAUUGCUGGGUCAAGAUGUAAACAUUCAGAACAGCAAUUGUGAGCCUUUCACAACCUAUCCAAACGGAACUCCAGUGGCUCCAUGCGGCGCCAUCGCCAACAGUAUGUUCAAUGAUUCUAUUCAACUUUUUUACUAUCUUAACUCAUCCAUUGCUAUCGAAGUCCCAUUGCUGAAGACUGGAAAUAGUUGGUGGUCAGAUAAAAAUGUGAAAUUUCGGAAUCCAACAUCAUAUAAUCUCUCUUCUGCAUUUGCAGGAACAACAAGGCCUCCUUACUGGCAGAAACCAGCUUAUUUACUGGAUGAGGAGGAUGAAAGGAACAAUGGUUAUAUAAACGAUGAUUUUAUCAUCUGGAUGCGGGUGUCAGCCUUUCCCACAUUCAGAAACCUUUACCGUCGUCUCAGCCACACCAACCAGUUUGCUGAUGGUCUCCCAGCAGGGAAUUACACCUUCCACAUUACCUACAAUUUCCCUGUUACCAAAUUCAAAGGGCAAAAGCAAGUGGUUCUCUCAACCAGCACAUGGAGUGGAGGGAGUAACCUCUUCCUGGGAAUUGCCUACACGGUUUCUGGUGCAGUGAUAGUGUUGGCAGGUUUUAUCAUAACUGCAAUUCACUUAAAACUCAGAAAAAAGAAAACGUACUUUCAGAGAUAACCCAAAUUACAUAGCUUUCUGAAUAAACAUAAAAGUGCACCUUUGAGCAAGGGAUGUGGGGAGAAUGGACCUUUCACACUGUCCUCCUAGUGGUGGAGACCUGUCAGUCAUGGUAUGGAUUUGAAAAGUGUUAUGAGCAGGGUGAUGUUUUUUCAUAACCUGAAACAUAUACAAUCUGAUCAGCUUGGCUUGGUUUAUGGUCUUGUUAGCAUAUGAAUUACAUAGAAGUAAAUUUUCCCUAGUGACUACCCAUCAAGGUCUGAAAUGAGCAUCAGAAAGAGAAAUCUUAAUAAUUUUAGAACUACAAACUAGAUGGUAUUGAACACAAUUACUGGGCCAAACCUCAAGGUCCUUACUCAGUUUUUACUAAGUCCUUACUCAGGCAGAACUCCUAUUGUCUUCACUGAGAGCUUUCCACGAGUAACAACUGAUGCCCUGAUCCAGCAAAGCACUUAGACAUCGGCUAUUCUCACUGAAAUCAGUGGGACUAUUCAUGUGCUUGAAGUUACAUGCAAGCUUAAGGGUCAAAUUUUAAAGGUAUUUAGGUGCUUAACUCACAUUGAUUUCAGUGGGAGUUAGGUGCCUUUAAAAAUCUGGUCCUAAGAGCUUUGCUGCAUCAGUGGCUGAGUAAAGACCUUGAGAUUUGUUCCCCUGAGAGCAUACCCUGGAUAUUAGGGGUGGGAGAGUCUCUCACUUAAGUGAAUGGGGUUGAGUAGAGUUCAAUCCUCAUUGAAUGCAUUUAAACCUUCUUUGCUGCUGUUUAGCUGAAGACCGUUUUCUGCAAGGCUGGAGUAAGAGGACAGCAGUGCGGUGAUUUACAUUUUACAGGUUAACCUUGUGAUAGAAAAGCUAAAGUUUAGACUGUGAAGAAAAGAAGAAAUAAGACUAAAACGUAAACAUGACCAUUUAAAUGUCAGCAUUAACUAUUUCACUGCUGAUCACUUCAGCAGAAACAUUUAGCUAACAUGAUUAGGCCACAAUCCCAAAUUGUCUCCUACUCUACCCCUGUGCCAAAAGCUCCAGCUGUCUCUCCUACACCGUCGCCAAGACCUCCAACUUCUUACCAGACAACUUCUAUGGCAUUGUCAAGCAGACAAUUUGAAAAUAUGGGGCAGGAUAAACUUAAUUUAAUGUAAUCUACAAAUAAAUACUGAGACUGCUUAAUUGCAUCAUUUUCACGGUUAGUUAACUUAUAAACCUCAGUUUUUAAAAAUGUAAAUAGAAUUUCCAGUCUAUCGCAGAAUCUAGGGAACUUUGCUGCAGAAUUUAGAUCAAGUUUGCUGUGGAGUACAUGGAUGAUUAUGGGGGUGGGGUGGGGAAUUCAUUGUGAAAGUGCAUAUGAAAUUAAAACUAAUAUUCCUUUACUUAACAUGAGUUUCUGUGCUCACUAUUUUAUACUGAUUUAUAAAUGCCCCAAAAUUAAAAAAAACAAAACAAAAGAAAUUAACAUUGAUCUUCAGAGCCCUUUACAUACUUUAACUAAUCCUCCCAGCACCUUGUGAAAUAGCCGUUAGCCUUAUUGUAGAAAUGGGGAAGUUGAGGCAAAGAGAGAUUUAGGGUACAAUUUUUGAGAGCAUCUAAGUCGCAUUUUCAAAAGUGAUUUAGGCAUUUAGGAGCUUACGGAUGGGUCAACGCUUAAAACGCUGUAGUGGCGCAGCUGCACCAGUGCAGAUGAGCCAUUGUAGAGGGUCAGAGAAGAUGCUUCUAUGCCAACAGGAGAUCGUCUCCUCUCAGGGCAUGUCUACAUUAUGAAAUUAGGUCGAUUUGAUAGAAGUCGAUCUUUAGCAACUGAUUUUAUACAGUCGAUCGUGCAUGUGCCCACUAAGCACAGUAGGUCGGCGGAGUGCGUCCUCAAUACUGUGGCUAGCAUCGACUCACGAAGUGGUGCACUGUGGGUAGCUAUCCCACAGUCCCUUCUGCCCACUGGAAUUCUGGGUUAAGUUCCCAAUGCCUGAUGGGGCAAAAACAUUGUCGCAUGUGGUUUUGGGUACAUGUCGUCAGUCUCCUCUCCCUCCUUGGAAGCAAUGGCAAACAAUCAUUUUACACCUUUUUUCCUGGGUUAUCCGUCAGAUGCCAUAGCACAGCAAGCAUGGAGCCCCCCCAGCUGUACACUACUUUUGUGAGCAUUGCAAGCACCUUGUGCAUUAUC
Molecule: messenger RNA, 5135 nt
Organism: Gopherus flavomarginatus (Mexican gopher tortoise)
Lineage: Eukaryota; Metazoa; Chordata; Testudines; Testudinidae
Product: cell cycle control protein 50C-like
Exons: 7
Coding region: 1940-2986 (348 amino acids)
Biological process (GO): phospholipid translocation
Cellular component (GO): Golgi apparatus; endoplasmic reticulum; plasma membrane
Source: RefSeq, a predicted model, not a curated record